ACAAUGUAAAUAAAUAAUCACAAAUAUAAAACUGAUGAAGUAUUUGGUGAAGAAAAGUUGCGGGGAAAAUUCAAGUGGAGAAUGAAGAAAAGAUAGAAGAAGAUUCAAGGGAAGAUUUGUUGUGACGACAUUUAAGGAAAUUGUUGGUGGUUUUUUUUCUUUUCUAGACAAAGGAUCACGAGGCAUUUUUCUUUCCCGCUCUUGAUAUGAAAACACAACAACAACAACAAAACAUGAAGAAAUAUAUUAUGAAAUUAUAUAAUAAUCAUAUGAAAUAUGUAGUUAUAUAUUAUAUACGACUAAAAAUGAAGUAUAAUUAUAUAAAGAGGGAGAAAAAGAAGUAUAAAAAAAUGAUACAAAGAAGAAGAUGAAAAAAAUAAGAGGAAGAAACAAAUUUAUAAUGUGAGAAGAUUUGUUCAAAAUGAGGUUUUUUUUUCUCUUUAGUUUUUAACAAACAAAAAAAUGCUUCUGCAACAAUUUGCAUUGCUAUUUUUGACUUUUUUUUCUGACUGAUAUUGAAAAAAUGUUCAUAAAACUUUUCAUAAUUUUGUCCUUCAUUUUUUCUUUAGUUUUUUUUUCUUUCAAAUAAACUUACACAAACACACAAAGAGAACACGAAAAGGUGGGAGAAUUUAGUCAAUUAAUCAAUGAGAGAUUGUACGGCAACUGAAUGUGCAAGAAAGGAGAAGAGAAAAGUGAAGAUAUUUCUUGAAAAUUAAAAAGAAAAACAGACGAAAAUGUACUGGAAUUACAGUGUAGAAUGAAAUUCUGUAAGCUUUUCUUUCCGUUCUCUGCGUUUUUUUAUUAGGCACCCAUAAAUGGAUUAUCAUUUUUCCUUUUGUAAUUUUAGUUUCAGAUUAUUCAGUUAUUUGUAUUAUCUCGAUUAAACAAAUAUAAUAUCUGAAAACGAGAGUGAAAUUUCGAAUGAUUCGUUCGGCCGGGAUUGGCGGUCAUCAGCUGAUGUGGUCUGCUGGGUUGGCAGUAAUUGUGUGACGUUUUGGGUGAGAAAAAGCGCUUUUGUGGGAGUCUUUUUGUCUUAUGAAAUUCCCUUUCGCACUGUGUUUGUUGGGACAACAGCACGCCAAAUCGCGGGAUAAGUGUGUCAGGCACCAGAAUGCCCUUCUACGGACUACACAUAUCGUCCUGUCUGGACAACAGCGAUGCUGAAACGCGAAGACAUGUGUACACGGAGAAGCUGCAGGCCCUGAAGAUGCUCAAGACCCAUCCGGAUGCCCGCAUGAAGAUAUUCGAGCGGGAGGAGGAUGCGGAGCGCUGGAGCUUGCACGGCCUUGACUUCAAUGCCCAGGAUUCGUCGCUGAUGAAGUCGCCGGAGGCUGUGACGUCUCCCGUGGCGUCACCGGUGGCGUCUCCGUCGGGCCCGAAGAAGAUGUUCAAGGAGCCAAAGAUAGAGGAGAUGGCGGAAUUCAGGAAGUCCAUCGAACGAGGCGAUAUCACGACGGUGCGCGGCAAAAUCAUGGAGAAUCCGCAUUUUCUCGUCGGCUGCGGCGACACUCCGGCGAUCCUGAAGCAGGGCUACCGCUACAAUCCCCUCCACGUGGCCGCCCUGGCCAAGAACGCCGCCAUCUGCGAGCUCAUUCUCACCACAAUCUCCAAGGCCAGCUACAUCGAGCGCCUGCACGGCAGCAACGACGCCAAGAUCUGCCAGGACGUGAGCAAUAUUCUCGUGGAUCUGUACCUGAACACGCCAGAGACCGGCCGCAACGAGACGCCCGUCCAUCUGGCCGUGAAGUACGGCGCCGUGGACGUGGUGAAGAUCCUCACGUCCUAUCCGCAGUGCAAGUUGCUGCCCAACCGCGAGGGACACUAUCCGCAGGACAUCGUGUGCUUCCGCGUGGCCAAGCCGGUGGAGGAGGUGGUGAAGGAGAUCCAGGGACUGCUGCAGGAGCGAUACUUCGUGCCGGUGAUUCGAUCUGUGGACAAUUCCCUGCCGCCGGUCAUCGGAGAGCCGUUCUCGCCGAAGAAAAUGCCCGAUCUCCAUGCGGACGCGCUCACGCCGGAGCGCACAAUUCACGCCUACGCUGGGCCCAUGAACAUGGAUCAGGCGCAGGAGUUCCGGAAGCGCUGGAAGACGCCGCCUCGCGUCAAUGUGCACAGGACAAGUUCCUCCCCGAGUUCGUACAGCCUCUAUGCGCGCCCCAACAGUGUGCACGUGUCGACGCCCAUCCCCAAGUGCCAGACGAACAACAACAACCACCAUCUGAAGGCAAAUGACGAGAAUUCCAACUUCCCGCCCGCGAUAUUCGGCCUCAGCAGAUCCUUCAGCGCCAACACGCCGGUCUCCAAGAGACUCUUCGGCACGUACCGUGACACGGAGGAGGCGGACUUGGCCGCGACGCCGGACGCGGAGCGCCACCUGAGGCUCACGGACACGGAGAAGGGCCUGGAAGUGGUGGGGCGGAAUCUGGCCCACGAGCAGAACGUGGGCUGGAACGAGUAUUGGCCCUUCCUGGACGACUUUGUGGAUCUCAGCUCGCCGCGCGGCCUCGAGAUGCUGGAGAGUCACCUGAAGGCGCGCGACGCUCUCUCGGAUCUCUACAGUGCCUUCGAUAAUCUCAACAUCAACGAGAGCUUCAGGCGCGGCGAGUCGACGCCCAGGAGUGGACAUGGCGAGCAGCGCUUCGAGUACGAUUGCCUGGAGAAGUCGUGGCAGGUGUUUGCGCGGCGCGUGACGAAGACCAUCAUUCGCGGAAUCGACAACGUGAUUGUCGUGCACGAUGCGCUGAGUGGCGAGAUGAAGAGGCUGCAGUCGCUGGUGCAGAGCUACAAGGAGGACGCGCGCUUCAAUGGCAUCAACUACGACAUGGUUCACUCGCGCUUCGGCAGUCUGAUCGUGCAUUAUGUGCUGCUGGACUUUGCCGGCGCCGAGGACAAGGUGGAGUGUCUGAGAGUGUGUCUGGAGCAGAUCCUCAGGCAGCGAGUGCGCAUGUCCUUCGACGACGGCGUCGACUUCCAAGACGUUCACACCGCAAACUUGAUCGCGUCGAAUCAACUCAAGUGUCUGGUCACCUUCAUUCUCCACUGGUUGGAUCAUCGGGAGGACAUUAUCAAGCCGGAUCAGCAGAUGACGUCGAAGGAUUGCGCGGAAGUGUGGUGUUCAGAAUUCCAAUGCGAUUGCAUGUCUUUCCCGCCGCUGAGCAGCGCAAAUCGGCAUGGAAAAGGACGAAACAAGCGACUGGAGAACAGCUUCACGAGGAAACUCUUGGAUUUGUCCUCAAGUCUGUCUCUCAUCUCGGAAGACGACUCCAGUCCGAUUGUGCUCAGCGAUGAGUUCAAAGAGGACAUUAAUGAUAAUCUUCCGGCACCUGAGCGCGAGGAUGAAGCGAAAGGUGAUGAAUUCUGGUCUGGUCACGCUACGCCAGAGAACAGCGAUGACGAGGAAUUCUUCACGCCACCCGAGAGUCCUGUGCCAGAGUCUAGUGAUGACUUUCUGCUGAACAACGCCGGCUGCACGUCCUUCAUUCUCGGCCCGGAGCCGUCGAAGAUGGACGUUGAUGCUGUGAAUGCGAUCGCCAAUGUGGAAAUCAACACGCAAACGCAUCCUUUUGUGCACAAGUGGAAAACCACUGUGCUGAACUAUUCUGCCGAGGAGCGCAAGAGCUUCCCUUCGCCCGCCGUCGUGGUGAAACGGAGUGUGAAGCACUACGAUUCAACGCCUGUGAGCAGUCGUCGGCUGUUUUCGUCGCCAAAAAAGGCCCCUUGA
Molecule: messenger RNA, 3721 nt
Organism: Phlebotomus argentipes
Lineage: Eukaryota; Metazoa; Arthropoda; Insecta; Diptera; Psychodidae
Gene: Ankle2
Product: ankyrin repeat and LEM domain-containing protein 2 homolog
Exons: 4
Coding region: 1115-3721 (868 amino acids)
Biological process (GO): negative regulation of phosphorylation
Cellular component (GO): endoplasmic reticulum
Molecular function (GO): protein phosphatase 2A binding
Source: RefSeq, a predicted model, not a curated record